UUUAGACCAGGGGAGUCAGCCCAGUCCCGUUGCCAUGGAUACCGGGACUAGGCCGCAAGCCUGACGCCGAGGAGGAGAAGCGACGGGGAAGCGCUUCCGCUUCCGGGGGUCACCCAUCGUCGGCUUCGGCGAGGACGCCUUUGAAAAUCAGGUCUCCAGCUGCAGGGCUCUGCCUGGGCCAGACCCGAGUGACUUCAGCGUGCCACCAUGGCGAAUCAUUUGAAAUUCAUCGCUCGGACAGUGAUGGUCCCUGAUGGGAACGUGGAGGCUGCGUACCGGGUUCUCAACAGAGUCUUGACUAUGGAUGGGAUUGUCGCUGAAGCCCAACGGCGCCGGUACUACGAGAAACCAUGCCGUAGGAGGCAGCGGAUCGCCUACGAAACAUGCCGGAGGAUAUAUAACACAGAAAUGGCCCGGAAGAUCCAGUUCCUCACGCGGAAGAAUCGCGCAGACCCUUGGCUCGGCUGCUAGUCUGGAAGGGACUCUGCGGCCGAACCCGAGUGUCCGUCGGACAGCUUUCCAAACAUGAUUGACUGAAUCGGCUGGGGAGAUCAGGCCCGGCAUAGUUCUGUUUCUUAUUUGGAGCAUGACAAACCCAAAUAAAGCAUCAAGCUUAUUCGAUCCAAAA
Molecule: messenger RNA, 628 nt
Organism: Sphaerodactylus townsendi
Lineage: Eukaryota; Metazoa; Chordata; Lepidosauria; Squamata; Sphaerodactylidae
Gene: MRPS21
Product: mitochondrial ribosomal protein S21
Exons: 3
Coding region: 208-471 (87 amino acids)
Biological process (GO): translation
Cellular component (GO): ribosome
Molecular function (GO): structural constituent of ribosome
Source: RefSeq, a predicted model, not a curated record